CCUGCGCCGCUCCCGCCUCCCGGUCCCGGGGCUGCCCGCGCUUCCCGAGCGUAGUGGGAGCUCGCCCGGGGAUCCGCCCGGCCCAAGGGGCGCGGAACAGGCGCAUUGGCCUCUCGUGCAGCUGCGGGGAACUGAGGGACGGCGAAGAAGUGUCCGAGAUGAGGGCGAGCGGAGCCGUGCGAGGAAGCGCGGCCAGAUGCAGGCCUUGGGGGGCUGUGGAACAGGGUCCCUGCGGCGGGAGGCGAAGUCAGAGGCGGGCAGUGCAGGGCUUCACGCCGUGUCUGCAGGACCCUUCCGCACUCGGGGCUGCCGGGCACGGGGAGGAGGCAGCUCCCCUGCCCAGGUCACAGCUACUGCCACUGCCACCGCCCUGCCAGCCUGCGCUGGGCGGAUCUGCACUUGCAGAACAUUUAACCGCUCUCCGCUUGCAACAUUUUACACGUUUUUGCAGUAAUCCAGUCUCUUCUCCUUUCUUCUGGUUGCGGAGUUGCUCCAAGAGCACCAAGAUGGAAGACUCCAAGGAAAAAAUCAUCCUGAUUAUUGGAGGAGUCAGAUAUGAGACAUACAGCAGCAUUCUUCAGACCUUCCCAGGGACCAAGCUGUGCAGUCUAACAGAGCCUCAUGCCCCAAGAAUCUACGACUAUGAUCCCACCGCCAAAGAGUUCUUUUUUGACAGGAGCGCUGAGAUAUUCAGCUCUGUGUUGAACUGUUAUAGGACCAAACAUUUCCACUGCCCCAUUGAUACCUGUAGAUCAGUCUUAGAAGAAGAGCUGAUUUUCUGGGAAAUAAAUGAGACAUAGCUAGCACCCUGCUGCUGGCUGAAGCUGAAUAACAAAGAGGUGCAGCCAGAGGAAUAUAACAUUUGGGAUGAAGAUGAACAAACUGAUGACCAACGCCUCAUAGUCCAGACAAAAAGAAGGGAUUUCGGCUGGUGAACCAGGUGGCAGCCAAAGAUUUGGUCUAUAUUUGAAAAAACUUUUUCUUCUUUCAGUGCUAAGGUAAUACUAUAAGUGCAGAUGGACACAGCCUGUGUCCUUUGGGAUUACUGGAAUGGGUCCAUGAAAAAUGCUAAUGGGUUCAUAUCUUUGGUAGGUAUACUUUGAGUCCUGGAUUAAAAAACCCAAAAUUUUCUUCUCACUAAUAGACACCUUAUUUUUCUCUCAUUCUCUUGUCCCUGUUCUCUACACAAAAUGCAUGCCCCAUGCCUCUUUAAAAUGUCAGGCAUGCAGAACAAUAAACACAAGUCAGAGUCUUGCAGAGGAUGUUUUCUGUGCUGCUGGUAUUUCUGGAGCCAACAUUUAACACUGAAGAGGCCCUCAGUGUCAAUCUGUCCACACUGCUCCAGCUGUUGGAGUAUUUCCUUACAAAUGGCAAUAUAAGAAUUCAGAUGUUUUUUUUAUUUGACUCCAAUCUUCUCUAUUAUUUUUCAAAUCUGGAAGGAGAAAAUGCACUCCCAUGUGAGCUGAACAAUGUUGAUUUGAGAAAGAUUAGUCUGGGAUUGUAUUGUGCCUGUGGAGGUGGUCCUGGGGUUGUGGUAGGGCAGUGAGGUUAUAUGAUACUUGUUUGUUGAUUUAAUUAUAUAUGUGCCUUUUCUUCCCUCCGAAGUGCUUGGCUUUUGUUUCUCUACUGUUCAUCGUUGGAAUUGUCAUCAUAUUCUGCGAGGAGACUAAGGCACAAUUUGGGUUCUUUACUCCUAGCUUGACCUCUGUUGGUGAUUCUGAGGUCUUCCACAAUGACCAGGAACCCUAUUACCAGCAGACUGCCUGCUUGCUUCAUCUGGAGCUAAUUUAUAUCCUCUGGUUUACUUUUGAGUUUUCUGUGCAAUUUUGUUUCUGUCCAGACAACAAGUCGUUCUUCCAAAAUCCCCUGAACAUGGUUGACUUCUUCUCCCUCUUCCCAGUAUAUAUGAAACUCUUUAUGGCUAGGCAGAUUCACAGAACACCAAGCCUGGGGCUUUGGUUGAGUUUUGUUUGCAUUGUCUGUCUCAAACUUCUGAAGAUAUCCAAGCUGAUAGAAAUGCCACUGAUCCUCAGGGUCUGUGCUACAUCCUCAGAGAGAUUUGCAUCCUGCUGAUGAUUUUGGCCUUUGAGACCCUCUUCUUUGCCUCUAUCUUCUUCUAUGGGGAGUUGCUAGGUAGCCAUCCUUCCUACACAGGGGAGCUGCACUUCACUGACAUUCAUGUUUGCUUGUGAUGGGCUUUAAUCACACUCACUACUGUGGGCUAUGGAGAUAUUAUCCCUCUCACCACAGCUGGUCAAGUGACAGCAGCCUUAGCUGCAGUGUUCAGCAUGUUAACCAUUAUCAUCCCGAUACCCAUUUUCCUGGUAAAAUGUAAAAGCUAUUAUGGUGUUGCUGUCUUCAAACAGAAGCUGAAGAGAAGAAAGAAACAUUAACAUUUCGGAGCCUCUGUUUCCAUUUGCUUUUAGCAAUAAACCUUCAGCACGGUUUAUUUACUUUGGUGGAAGGGGAGUGCAAAUAGUUCUUACUGCAUUUACUUGCCUUAGCAUAUUUCAAAUAAUUGGUGAGCUUGCAGUACUUGAUACACAACUGAUCAGAACUGUUGAAUCUCAAGGGUCUUUCCCAUACUGUACCUCAUCCCCUGCUUUUUUAUGUGCCACGGUUUCUCUCUCCCCCCUAGCUAUUCAGAGACAAACUGCAUUGCAGCCUAGAAUGUGCCCCACGGCACCCAGUUCUAUGAUCUGAGCUCACAGCAUAUUGCCUUAGCUGGCAAACAACUCAUGAUGUUAUCUCUGCCCUCCAUCGCCUGACAGACCAUAAUGUCAUUUUGCAUGCUGGGAAAGACGAUCUGUGCACGGUCCUGCUCUGACAGCAGUGAGGAGGCAUGGGUUCUGAUUGGCUAUUUUUAACAAUGUUCUGUUUCCUUGUUUUAUCUAAACAAGCCAGUACAUCUGAUUUGCCAGAAUCGGAUGUACAUGUAAAGAAGGCAGCAGGCUGAACUGAAUACCUGUGGGCCUAAAAGCCCACGCUUUUGGAUAACCUGCCUUGAGGGCUCACAAGUAUUGCUGUGGCAUCUUGGUAGCAGCAAGGGGAGCCCUCUGACAGCAAAGCUCUUUUGUAUCUGCCAAAGUCAAUGGGAACCUCUCAUUGACCUCAGUGAGAUGAAAAUUUCAUCAGACACUUCCAGUGUAUCAACACAUUUCUACAGUUCUUGAUUUUUAUGUAACAGUCACUGAGCUAUUAGCCAAAAUAUCUGUGUAUUUUUGCUGUUCAAAAAGAAUUACAUCAUCUACAGUACUCCAUAUAAUUUUAAUGUAAUUUACUUUCUUAAGGCAUAGAUAUAAACUAGGAAUAUUUAUCUGUUAACUGUAUAGGCUUGUUACGUAUGUUUAAUUUUGAAAUAACAAAAGUUUUUAAGGUAUAAGAAACCCCCACGUCCCAUUGUUUAUAUGGCAGAGUGAUGUGCUAAGAUUAUUUUUUUUAAUAAGUAAAAAAAUCUGUAUGCAAUAACAGUUAUGUAUUUAAAUUUCAUCAAGGUUGUUUAAUUGCAAUUUUGAUUAAAUUUUGUCCCUAUGAUUUUUCUGUUCAGGAUAUAAUUUUAAGGCUACUUUAUUUGUAUUAAAACACGAGGUAACUUCCCUCUGUUCUAAUGCAAUUACAGUAUGUUUUUGUCUAAAGUGAAAUUUAAAAAUGCUGCAAACACAACACAAAGCACAUGAGAAGCUGGAGAGACAAUGUCAGUUGAUAAUAUGCUUUUAUUUUGAAUCAGAAUAAAAAGUCAAAAGGUGGA
Chiroxiphia lanceolata (lance-tailed manakin) is the source of this 3748-nucleotide messenger RNA. RefSeq names its product potassium voltage-gated channel protein egl-36-like. Gene Ontology annotation, cellular component: dendrite membrane; neuronal cell body membrane; voltage-gated potassium channel complex. NCBI's taxonomy places the organism in Eukaryota, Metazoa, Chordata, Aves, Passeriformes, Pipridae. The record is from RefSeq and is a predicted model, not a curated record. Gene Ontology annotation, biological process: protein homooligomerization; potassium ion transmembrane transport. The transcript is spliced from 3 exons. The coding region runs from base 159 to 800 and encodes 213 amino acids. Gene Ontology annotation, molecular function: delayed rectifier potassium channel activity.